Molecule: messenger RNA, 2572 nt
Organism: Xyrauchen texanus (razorback sucker)
Lineage: Eukaryota; Metazoa; Chordata; Actinopteri; Cypriniformes; Catostomidae
Gene: wdcp
Product: WD repeat and coiled coil containing
Exons: 3
Coding region: 15-2240 (741 amino acids)
Molecular function (GO): kinase binding
Source: RefSeq, a predicted model, not a curated record
UCUUUAUUUGCUGUAUGAUCAAGAAUAUCAUCUCCCUUUCCAUUGGAGAAACUGACCCAAGCAUGGAGUUAGGAAAAGCCAAGCUUCUGAGAACAGGCUUAAAUACUCUGCACCAAGCCAUUCACCCUGUGCAUGGAAUAGCAUGGACGGACGGUAAACAGGUUUGUCUCACAUCUUUGUAUACGCUUGAUGGCGAGCCCAAGUUUGGCGACACAAAUGUUAUUGGACAGUUUGAACAUGUCUUGGGACUCUUUUGGGGGCCCCUGUGCUGUGCUGGAUCCCCAGCUUUGCUUGCCGUACAGCAUAAGAAGCAUGUUACGGUAUGGCAACUUCAGCUGAGCACUUUGGAACAGAAUAAACUCUUGUGCACGCAAACUUGCGAGAUGAGCGAACCGUUCCCACUAUUAUCCCAGGGAUGUGUCUGGCAUCCCAAAAUGGACAUUUUAGCUGUGUUGACGAAGCGAGACGCCUCUGUCCUGUUUUCUGUGCGGGUUGAUAAUCGUCGGGUGAAAGCCGACAUUAAGGGCAGCGGUCUGAUCCAUUGUGCCUGUUGGACUAAAGAUGGAACCCGACUUGUGGUUGCCAUAGGUAUCGCGUUGCACUCAUACAUUUGGAAUGAUAUCCAAAAAAGCCUGGUGGCAUGUUCCUUCUGCCCCGUUUUUGAUGUUGGUGGCUAUAUCUGUGCCAUUGAGUCCACCGAUGAUGCGCAAAUCGCUGUAGCUACAGAACUUCCUCUUGAUAAAAUUUGCGGGCUCAAUGCAGGCAUCGCUUUUGACUUCCCGAACAACUCUGAACCAUCACCGUCCUGCCAAGCUCCUGUCCUGACGGUGGAUGCAGGCUAUUAUUUGGACUCUCGGAGGAGGUCGUGUGAUUCUGAGCGUUCAGGACAUGCCUCAUCGCCCGGACCCAUAGAUCUAACCCACAUUCUUGCCAAACACAGAAAAUCAGACCCAAGCCCACUCAUUCACUUAAGGCGGCGAGAUCAUUUGGCCGGGCCAGGUCAGGACUCAUCGUAUCUGAUUUUGGUGACAUACGAACGCAAGGUCACCACCACGAGAAAAGUCAGCAUCCCUGGCAUCCUAGUUCCGGACAUCAUUGCCUUUGACCCAAGUGGAAGCACCAUGGCCGUGGCCUCGAACACUUGCAACAUGAUCCUGGUUUAUUGCAUCAUGGAUUCUUCCAUGCCCAGUGUCCAACAGAUCCAGCUGCAGAAAAAUGAAAGGCCCAAAGGGGUGUGCUUUUUCACCAACAAGAUGCUUCUCUUCAUGAUUGGCCGCCAGAAGUCCAAUGAUCCAGCUUUCCUCCCCUCCUCUAACACGGACAAGUACAUCUUGAGACUGGUAACUAAGGAGCUGGUCUUCGACGAGGAAGCUGCAAUCCCAGUGGUUCCCAAGCCAGAGUCGCCAAGCCAGCAUCAUGGGAUUAGGCGGCAUUCUGAGAAUUUCUGCAAAGAGGACCGUCUAUCAAUAAAGGAUCUAAUUCUUCCAGGAGGCUCGGUAAUUGCUUCACCAACAAGUAGGAGGAAACUAAUUGAUGAAGUUCGCAGCUCAGAGCUGAGCCCUGUGGCGAGCUCAGCUGACUUCUCGGACAGAGCUGUUUCCAGUGCCUCGUCUAUAACUCUGGAAACCUAUGACAUGGAUCACAUCAGCCGAAUGUCCACGCUAGCCGUAGCUGGCCAGGCCAGCCGUGAUUCGAUUCGACCAUGUUCGCCCAGGUACGAGGCCUCGGAAAAACUGUACUCUGAUGACACACCGCCAAAGAACAGCUACCAAUCCAAAGACAUGAACCUGGAGCAGCUAACACAGAAUAUGGAGAGGAUAUUCUCCCGUUUUGCAGACGUCCAGCAGUGCCUCUCAGAAAUCAGAGACGUAACCCAAAAUGGCAAGAAGAUGACAUGCAAUUAUCCAUCUGCUUGUGAACCACAAUAUGUGCAAAUAACAUGUCGGAAACAGUUGUCAGAGAAUGUGUAUACGGACGAAAGAAGACCUGUGCUGUUAUGUGGGGGCCGGAUCUGUCUACGUGUAGUGCAGGAACUCUUCGGCCUGACAGUUGUGGAAAUGAUGCAUGGUCCAAUGUGGCUUGUCUUGGUAGCCGAUGCAGAUGGUUUUGUUCCACUUACAUUUAAACACAAGGAUGAACUCACAAUCAGAAAUGUGAAAAGGAAAUCUCCUGUAAGACCACCCAGUGGCGUGGAUGAAUUACCCCCUGGAAGUCCACAGUCUCCCAAUGCAGAGAAAUGAAAACCCAUAUAAUCUUUUCAUAAUGAAGAGAACUUUGAUAUAUAUAUUUUUAUAUAUGUUUUUUUGUUAGCUGGAUAUUGUGGCUGACACAAGAAUAGGAAAGGUUAUUUUCAGGGAAUAUUUCUCACUGAAAUAUUCACAGCUUUGAUCUUUCCUGGAUGUUGGUAGCUUUGUGUAAUGUGACAGUUGUACAAUAAUAUGUGAAAUGUGAGGGCAGUUCUAUUUUUUAUUUUGCUGAAGAAAUUCUUGGGUGCCUGCUUGAUUGUGCUUAAAUUAGUUUUAAACCUGUCCCAUAUUUUAGCAGGACAAUAAAAUUAAGAUAUAAAUGGUAA